UCUACCAUGACGUCUCUUUUAGGCUAUGGUAGCUUUUGAAGGUACAUGUGGACGUUAGGUGUAAAUUAUUAGUAAUUAAAUUUUGUUUGUAAAAUAAUAGUUAUUCUACAAGAAUUUAUUUCUAAAAUGGCUGAUCUGGAUGAUUUCUUCGCAAAAAAAGAUAAGAAAAAGUCGAAAGGAAAGAAAUUUACCACCGCAGAUGAAAUUGCUAAAAAGCUGGAGGAAACUGGCAAAAAGACAGAAAAGUCUAAAAAGGAAAAGACUUUACAAAACACUACUGGUCCAGAUGGAGAAGAAAACGGCACAAUAAUUCAGGAGGAUGAAUGGAGGGAUUUUGAAGAAGAGAAAAAGGAUUACACGGGUUUGAAGAUUCAGAAUAUUACAUUAAACGAGCAGGAAAAUGAUGAAGCUGAAAACGAAUUGGAUGAAGACGAUGAAGGCGGUAUGGAGGAAAACGAAGCUGGUGAAAUGGUUCCCCGAAGGAAAGCUACGGGUCCGUGGAAGGUUCCCCAAAUGCCAACACAAGACAACCCCGCUGAAUCCGAGAAGCCCGCUGAGGAGGAGGUAGUUAGAGCUCCAUUGCGCAGCGGAGGCACUGUGAGCGGGGGAACCUACAUCCCACCCAACUUGCGCAACCAGCCACCCCCAGUGGCAUUCUCAAGUUUAAGAAACCAGAAAUCUAGAGCGGCACCGGACGUCAACAGUGAAGCCAUGUUCCCCACACUCUCAGCGGCUACGUCAGCCGAGCCCAGUGGAGCUUGGGGACGCAAGAAAAGGGAGGAAGUUGGUUUUGAAGAAGUGAGGAACAGCAAAAGUCACUCAUCACGGUACUCGGAAAACUCUACCAGGAUGACUCCAAACAAGCUCGCUCUCGGGAACAAGUUUGCCUCUUUAACCGAUCAAAGCUGAGUUAUAUUACAGCAAUAUCAACCAAUUGUUCCAAAUUUUGUUUAAAUUUGAAUUGUUUUCAACUAUUUAUUCCAACGACAUUUUUCAGUUAAACAUUCGCCAUGAGUAAAGGGUUCCUAACGAUUUGUAAGUAUUGUCAUAUGAAUGUGGGUAUCGCGGAAGACCGGAGUUGUUCAUUUACACCCAAGGCUAAUGUUGCAUUUUUUGUAUUUGUUGAAAAUAGUUUUGUUGUGCAAUGCUUCAUUUCAGCUGACCUCUCAUGUAAAUGUUUUUGAUAGAUGUACAAAUCGUUUGGUUUUCAAGAUUUUGAAAAUCUUGAAAAAUUGUGUGUUAAAUGAUAUUUUUACUAUUAUAGUCAGAAGCCUUUCUGUCUGCUCAAUACGGCUUCUUACCAUGCCUGUUACCUACAUCGGUGUAACAAUGCUUGCAAUCUAACGAAUAGAGAAUAGCACUGUUUGUACAUACACGUGUUAAUUGAAUUGUAUGAUACAAUGUAAACGAGCAUGUAAAUGAGCAUCACUGAAUACCACUGACACAUUUCUAGGAACCCUUCCAUUUAAUUUGUUUGCGAACUUUUCUAAUUUUGAAUAUGCUUUAAGGCCCAUAAAAAUAUGUAUACUAGUGCAUGUAAAAUGAUCUACAAAUCUUUGGCACAAACAAUGUUGUUCCCAUUUUCAAAAUGUAUUUUAUAAGCAAUUACAUUUUUAAAGUGGUUGUAAAAAUGUAUCUUGGGAAACGUUAAAAGUUAAACAUUCUUUUUUUUAUUCUACAAAAUAGUAUCACAGCAAAAGGUAGAUAUCUAGAUAGGAUUUUAGAUUUCUCAAUGGAGUGGGAACCCCAGUUAAAGGGAUUUUUUAAGGCUUGUUAUUGUGUUGAGUGUUCUACCAAUUAAGAAUAACCAAAAGAGUCUUCAUGUAUUUCUCAAGGUUUUUUAUUUUGUAAUUAUUCUGGUAAUGUAUGUACCCAAUUGUAUGUGGUUAUUUAAAAGAAGCCACCCCAGCAAGCAUGCUGUUCAGCAGUCAGUACAAAUUGUUUGUGUCAUCGGUUUCAAUAAAAAAAUAAAAAUAAUUUUUAACAUUUUAUAUCUAAAGAGAAAGCAUAACCGUGAAACGGUGGUAUUUAGUUAAUUUUUUAAUUUCUUUAUUUAAUUUUGAAUUCUUAUGUUAAUUUUUAAACUCUUAUGUUAAUUUUUAAACUCUUAUGUUAAUUUUUAAACUUUUAUGUUAAUUUUUACAAUUUCAAACAAAAAAAUAUAGCCCACAUUUGAAAAUAUUGUUUUGUACUAAGUCUUAUAUUUUAUUUGUAUAUAAUGAAACUGUGUGUUAUUAUAAGAACCUCAGUAGAGUUCUUUCAGUGUUAGAAGUCUCUAAUAUUCAUGUAUUUGUACUAUUGAAACUGCACAAAAUUAUAUACGAUUUGUGUAAAAAAGAGACUGUUCUGGGAUUUGUCAAUUUUUCCUUAUUUCAUUACAAUAAAUUUUGCCUUGUGUUGAA
Messenger RNA from Macrosteles quadrilineatus (aster leafhopper), 2402 nucleotides. Its product is annotated as protein CDV3 homolog. Gene Ontology annotation, cellular component: cytoplasm. Lineage: Eukaryota; Metazoa; Arthropoda; Insecta; Hemiptera; Cicadellidae. The record is from RefSeq and is a predicted model, not a curated record. Bases 127 to 909 code for a protein of 260 amino acids. The transcript has 5 exons.